AUGCCAAAUCAGAUGUUCAAAGUCGCUCAUCGUCACUUCAUUCGAUACAGAAGACUUCAAGAGAUGCCCGAUCUCGACAAAGCGAUCAGCAUGGCUACCGAAGCUGUCAAAAUAACACCAAAAGAUCGCCCAAAUCAAACGGCGCGACUAAUCAAUCUUUCUGUCUACUGGCAUGAGGAUUUCCCGGCGAGCGAUUCGACAAAUGUUCAAGGUCUUAGGAAUUCUAUCCAAACUUCAAGGGACGCCAUUGCUGCUCUUCCUCAUACUUACCAACAUCGAGGGACCCUUCUCGACCAAAUUUCAACAAAGCUGGGGCAGCUAUUCAUGCAGACAAGAGAGGUCAGCGUGAUCGAAGAGAACAUAAAGAACCAGCGCGAGGCCAUAAAUGUGACACCAGUCAAUCAUCCCAAGCACCUCCUCUUUCUUGCAAACUUGGCCGGUCCCAUUACUGCCCGAUAUCAGGCCCUUGGAAAAAGAGAAGAUCUUGACGAUGCUAUCGACAUCUGCUGGCAGGACGUGGCACAGACGGAUAACAGCUCCCCCUAUGCUCUCGGACGACUGUGCAAUCUUUCCAUCACCCUGAGUGACAGAUGA
Messenger RNA from Fusarium poae, 594 nucleotides. RefSeq lists its product as uncharacterized. The transcript has a single exon. The coding region runs from base 1 to 594 and encodes 197 amino acids. The record is from RefSeq and is a predicted model, not a curated record. NCBI's taxonomy places the organism in Eukaryota, Fungi, Ascomycota, Sordariomycetes, Hypocreales, Nectriaceae.